AUGACGUCUGAACUCCUCAACCAAGCUGCUAUGCUUGUUGAUUCUACAAUUCAAAAAAUCAGUAACUCUCUCAUUCGUGAGGAAUUUUUUGUUUUCUUUGGUGACCACCUAGAUUUAGCUCUCGUCACUAUUCAAUUGAGCUCUUCCAACUGGAUCGCUUGGAAGGUUGCAGUAAAGGCUGCCUUAAGCUGCAAAUUUAAGGAAGGAUUUAUCGAUGGUACUAUUACUCCACCGUUAGUGACUGAUCCAGGAUACAAGUAUUGGCGUAGAGGUGAUAAUUUGGUUUUCAUGUGGCUUAAGAAUUCUAUUGCACCUGAAAUUGCCAGAUCCUUUGUUCACACUCCUCUGGCUUGUGAUUUAUGGCUCGAACUUAAAGAUUGGUUCUGUCGUGUAAGUGGACCUCAACUUCUUAUGCUUAAGAAUUCUAUUGCACCUGAAAUUGCCAGAUCCUUUGUUCACACUCCCCUAGCUCGUGAUUUAUGGCUCGAACUUAAAGAUUGGUUUGGUCGUGUAAGUGGACCUCAACUUCUUAUGCUUAAGAGGAAGAUUGUUAAUCUUUCCCAAGGAAUUGAAGAUUAA
Andrographis paniculata is the source of this 579-nucleotide messenger RNA. RefSeq lists its product as uncharacterized. The record is from RefSeq and is a predicted model, not a curated record. The transcript has 2 exons. Bases 1 to 579 code for a protein of 192 amino acids. NCBI's taxonomy places the organism in Eukaryota, Viridiplantae, Streptophyta, Magnoliopsida, Lamiales, Acanthaceae.